Tricharina praecox is the source of this 1019-nucleotide messenger RNA. RefSeq names its product ClpP/crotonase-like domain-containing protein. The coding region runs from base 27 to 929 and encodes 300 amino acids. Gene Ontology annotation, biological process: fatty acid beta-oxidation. Lineage: Eukaryota; Fungi; Ascomycota; Pezizomycetes; Pezizales; Pyronemataceae. Gene Ontology annotation, cellular component: mitochondrion. The transcript has a single exon. The record is from RefSeq and is a predicted model, not a curated record. Gene Ontology annotation, molecular function: enoyl-CoA hydratase activity.
CUGUCUGCCGUACCCAACACCCCACAAUGCGCCCUCCCACCGUCCUCCGUCUCUCUCGCGCCCUCAAUGGCAGCCGGCGUAUGCCCAAUGCCUUGCCGCUACUUCGCCGGUACUCCGCCGCCUCACCCAGCAACCCCCCGCUCACGAUCGAGACCCUGCCAGCACCGCACACAGGGCUGAUCAAGCUCCUGCUGCUCUCGCGGCCCGCCGCCAAAAACGCGCUGUCCAAGCAGCUCGUUUCCGAGCUAACCCGGUUCCUCGCACCGAUCCACUCCGGCGAGGACCUCAAGACGCGGGCGCUAGUCAUCGGCUCCGCCGUUCCCGGCGUGUUCUGUGCCGGCGCGGACCUGAAGGAGCGGCGGUCGAUGACGCGGCAGGACGUCGACACGUUCCUGGCGGACCUGCGCGGCCUGCUGAAGAUGCUCGAGACCCUGCCCAUUCCGACGAUCAGUGCGAUCUCCGGGUUUGCGCUGGGCGGCGGGCUCGAGCUCGCGCUCGCUACCGAUAUUAGGAUCGUGGCGCCUGCGGCACAGCUCGCACUCCCGGAGACGAGGCUGGGGAUCAUUCCUGGCGCCGGUGGGACGUAUAGGCUGCCCAGGCUGGUCGGACAGAGUAGGGCGUUGGAUAUUGUGCUCAGUGGCAGGCGUGUCGGCGCAAUUGAGGCGGUGCAUAUUGGCCUCGCGAACAGGAUUGUGGACGUCGGGCCGGACGAGGAGGGGCGGGAGAGGACUAUCGAUGCUGCGGUUGAGGUUGCCCAGGAGAUCUGUACGGGUGCGCCUCAAGCGGUCAGGAUUGCAAAGAGGGUCGUGAUCGCGGAGGAUGAGGAAGCGGAGAAUAGGGGGUAUCUCGAGGUGGUCGGGACGAAGGAUCGCAAUGAGGCGUUGAAGGCGUUUGCUGAGAAGAGGAAGCCGGUGUUCUCUGGCUUGUAAUACCUAGAGUAGUUACGGCCGUGCUGUAGAUAACUAGAUCGGACGUUCAAUUGAAUAUAUGCCUUUGCUCUUUCACAUAUAGGAUUGCAU